Lotus japonicus is the source of this 1039-nucleotide messenger RNA. RefSeq names its product polyadenylate-binding protein 2-like. The record is from RefSeq and is a predicted model, not a curated record. Lineage: Eukaryota; Viridiplantae; Streptophyta; Magnoliopsida; Fabales; Fabaceae. Gene Ontology annotation, molecular function: RNA binding. Bases 146 to 793 code for a protein of 215 amino acids. The transcript is spliced from 5 exons.
GGCCAUUCGAUCCACCAAAUAGUUGCAGUUUCGUAACCCACAUAAAUUAGAAGAAGGAGGUAACCUAAUCUGCAUUACAAUUCACAAUUCGCACUUGUAAUUUACAGAGAGGAGGAAAGGUCUUGUUGAGCAGAAUCAGAAGAAUAUGGACGAGGAAGAGCACGAGGUGUACGGAGGAGAAAUCCCCGACGUCGGAGAAAUGGAAGCAGACGUCGACAUGUCCGCCGCCGACGAUGACGCCGCCGCCGUCAAGGAGCUCGACGAAAUGAAGCGCCGCUUGAAGGAAAUGGAAGAAGAAGCCGCCGCUCUUCGUGAGAUGCAAGCUAAAGUCGAGAAGGAGAUUGGCACCGUUCAAGAUCCGGCUGCUGCAGCUGCUUCACAAGCAAACAAGGAGGAGACAGAUGGUCGGUCCGUUUUUGUUGGCAAUGUUGAUUAUGCAUGCACACCUGAAGAAGUGCAGCAACACUUUCAAUCAUGUGGUACAGUUAACAGGGUCACUAUCCUGACAGACAAGUUUGGCCAGCCUAAAGGUUUUGCUUAUGUGGAAUUUGUGGAAGCUGAAGCUGUUCAAGAGGCUCUCCGGUUGAAUGAAUCUGAACUGCAUGGCCGUCAACUGAAGGUUCUGCCUAAGAGGACCAAUGUUCCUGGAAUGAAGCAAUAUCGUCCUAGGCGCUAUGAUCCUUACAUGGCAUAUGGUUUCAGGAGGCCAUAUGCUCCUUCUCCAUACUUCUACUCCCCUUAUGGGAAGGUUCCUAGGUUUAGAAGGCCAGCGCGUUACAUGCCUUACUACUAGAAGUUCUUAUGGAAUGGUGUUGAAGAUUUGGUGAUGGGUGCAUCCUGGAGUAAAUAACUUAUUCUGGCGAGCUUUUAGUGAUGCUAAUCUUCAUCUCAAUUAUGUACUCUGUGACUAAGAAUAUAUUUUUUUGUCCAUUUUUCUUACUUAGAUCUUGGGAGAUAGUCAUUAUGUGACUGUAUUGUUGCAAGGUCAGUCUUUAUACUUUACAUUACAGUGACAAAAGAAUAUAAACUGCAUUAAACU